AUGAGCGGUUCGAUCACACAAGACUGGGAGCCGGUGGUGAUCCGCAAGAAAGCUCCGACCACCGCUGCUCGCAAGGAUGAGAAAGCCGUCAACGCCGCCCGUCGUUCUGGUGCUGAGAUCGAAACCGCAAAAAGUCAAAUGCAGGCACAAACAAGGCUGCCUCUAGCGGCACUUCGCCGAACACCAGGAAGCUUGAUGAGGACAAUGAGAAUCUUACUCAUGAAAAGGUACCAACCGAACUGAAGAAGAACAUCAUGCAGGCUCAUAUGGAUAAGAAACUCACCCAGUCUCAACUUGCUCAAAUCAAUCAUCAAUGAGAAGCCCCAGAUAAUACAAGAGUAUGAAUCGGGAAAGGCCAUUCCAAAUCAACAGAUAAUUUCCAAACUGGAGAGGGCUCUU
Ilex paraguariensis (yerba mate) is the source of this 399-nucleotide messenger RNA. NCBI's taxonomy places the organism in Eukaryota, Viridiplantae, Streptophyta, Magnoliopsida, Aquifoliales, Aquifoliaceae. The record is from the annotation of a GenBank genome assembly.